Messenger RNA from Menidia menidia (Atlantic silverside), 1047 nucleotides. NCBI's taxonomy places the organism in Eukaryota, Metazoa, Chordata, Actinopteri, Atheriniformes, Atherinopsidae. The record is from the annotation of a GenBank genome assembly.
UCUGUUGAUGCACUUAAAGCACAUCUAUCAAGAUGUCACAGCUAUGCAGAAAGAUUAGACAUAGAAAAAGACGCUCAUACAUAUUAUUCAUGCCACUUGUGUAACUUCAAGCAUCCCUUUUCUGAGACGGUACUGUUUGGACAUUUGAAAAGUCAUUUGAGAAAGCAUGAGAUGGUCGCUUGUCCAUUCAGGAACUGUAACUACCACACAAAUGUUUACUCUUCCUCCAAUGCACACAAAAGCAGAGCCCAUUCUGGUAAUUCAGAUUAUGAAGAUGUUAUGGUGUCCGUAGAGAAUGAUGACACUCCAGCAACAUCUUUUGCUGAUGGUGUUGAUGAGGGACCUACUCAGGGUGAAGCUACAGGUGACUUUAAUCAGACUGAAAAUGAGAGUGAUAUCAUCAGGAAGACCAUACAAGAGGUCUUAUUGAUACAAGAGACUGUUGUUAGUGAAACAUGUUUAGAUGAGCUUGUCAGUUCUGUUAUGAGCUGUACCAUUUUUACUAGUGCAACUGCUAAAGGUGAGAAAUUAACUACGACUAAGAGGAGGAAAACUUAUGUUGAAAGAAAUUACCCUGUGGUAAGGCCUGUGCAGUAUGAACUAGAACCAGGACACACUACUGUGCACAUUUCCAUUCUUGAGAUGAUUCAGGAAAUGUUUAGACAUACUGACAUUCUUGAUAAAAUUAAAGAAACCAAACCAGCACAACAAGGUCAGUACAUGAGCCACCAAGAUGGAUCAUAUUUCAAAGAUAAUGAACUAGUGUCCUCAAAAGAGCUAACGUUGCCCCUACUUUUGGUGUCUGACAAUCUUGCAGCUCAUUGUUUUGCAGGCUUUAUGAAGUCUUUUAGGGCCAAAUAUUUUUGCAGAUUCUGCACUGAUACCUUAGCCCAAAUUCAGUCUUAUGAGGUUGCAGAUAAGGAGUUCAGCUUGGCACUGCCAAUGUUUAGUAGAACUGAACAGAUAUUCCUGGUGAACAAUCACAUUGUUUUCCUUUGCCGUGAACAUGAAUCACGAUACAUUGAACACCUGUGCUCCCAUGAACUU